AUGUACGAGGCCUCAAGGUCCUUUGGCGGCAACGAAAAGGCGGAGCAAGUUGAUGUCGAGGUGAAUGAGGUGUCAGCGGGGGUUCGGAGCGGGAACGAUUCGACGCAGGUCGUGGGCAGCGCAGAUAUCUUUGACGAGAAUGGGGAGAUCAGGUUGAUUCCGAUGCCGUCGUCGAAUCCAAAGGAUCCAUUGAACAUGACGGAUCUGAGAAAAUGGACAGCCAUUGGUGUCCUCUGCUUCUUCGGCUCCCUUGCCCUCUCCGCCGAGAUCAUCAUAGGCUCCCUCAUCCCCAUCUUCCUCCUUGAAUACGCCGGCCUCGACCCGCGCACCAUCCAAGACAUCAACUUCGUCGCCGCCUCAGGAGGCCAGGGCGCCCAGCUCAACCCGCUCGCCGUCAUCCCCGCGGGCGUGACGCCUCCGUCCCUGACCAAGGUCUCCAUGCUGGCCACCAUCCCGCUCAUCACCAACGGCAUCGCCUCGUACUUUCUGGUGCCCUUGUCUAUUGCCAUCGGGCGCAGGCCUGUGCUGCUGCUGACUGCCGUCCUGGCGUGGGCCGGGGGUUUGUGGGCGGGCCUGUCAUCGUCGCUGGAUGAUCACCUUGCUGCGCGCGCGGUUAUGGGACUUGGCGCUGGCGCUGUGGAAGCGCUGAUCCCGCUGAUUGUUCAGGAUAUGGUGUUUAUACACCAGAGAAACAAGGCGCAGUCUGCGAUUGUGGCUAGUCAGGGUGUGGUCCUCAUCGCUCUCGGUAUUGCCGCGCCGUACGUCUCGGCCAACUAUAAUUGGCGAUAUCUUUAUUAUGCCACCUCAGGCGCGGGCAUCGUGGCCUGGUUUUUACUCAUCGCCCUCCUACCAGAGACCCGGUGGACCAGGUCCAAGGAGAUGCUCGCUGGUCGGCCCGAGGAGGAGCUCGUGCCCGGCGAGAAACGUCCCAGGCUCGACUUCACCAAGUACGGCCCUCGAGACCUGUGGACAAACAUUGGCCUCUUUAACGCCGGCUUUGAGUGGAAGAAUGCAGCCGUGUCGAUGCUGAACACGUUGCGGACGACGCUGUUCCCUGCUGUGGUGUGGUCCGUCCUGGCCAACGCCAUCUUCUUGAUCGCCAACCAGGCUGCGCAGCAGCUGGGCUCGUUUGUGCUGCUCGCUCAGGGAUGGGAAUUCCAAUGGACUGGUCUGUCCGUCAUUCCAUUCGUGCUCGCCACGGUUGUAGUCUUCUUCCUCUCCGGCCCCGUCGCCGACAAAGUCACCACCACCAUCGCCAAACGUCGCAACGGCGUCCGCGAGGCCGAGUUCGGCCUGGCCAACAUGCUCAUCCCCUUCAUCGCCGGAAUCUCGGGCUGCUUCAUCUUUGGCUACGCAGGCCAGUCGACCGGCGUGCCCUGGAUCGUCCUGCUGCUCGGCAUGUUCCUCAUCGUCUUCGGCUUCCUGUGCAUCAUGAUCACCAUCAACGUCUUUGUUGUCGAGUCGUACCCGCAGUGGGCCGGGCCUGUGCUCGUCAACGUGUCUAGCCUGCGCAUCGUCAUUGCUUUCUUCCUGGCGAGCCUGGCGACGACGUGGGUUGCGGAGGAGGGCCUGCUGCCGACGUUUGUCAUCUAUGCCGAGGUCAUGAUUGUUCUUGUGCUGCUUCUGCCUGUCCUUUGGGUGUUCGGGAAGAGGAUCCGGGUGUGGACGGCUGGCCGGGUCCGAACAGCUGGACUGGAGGAGAAGAUGGCGUAUGACACUGAGUCCAGGUGGUCUGAGUGA
This is a messenger RNA of Cryphonectria parasitica EP155, 1740 nucleotides long. RefSeq lists its product as uncharacterized. Gene Ontology annotation, biological process: transmembrane transport. The transcript is spliced from 8 exons. The record is from RefSeq and is a predicted model, not a curated record. NCBI's taxonomy places the organism in Eukaryota, Fungi, Ascomycota, Sordariomycetes, Diaporthales, Cryphonectriaceae. Gene Ontology annotation, molecular function: transmembrane transporter activity. The coding region runs from base 1 to 1740 and encodes 579 amino acids.